AUGGCCGAACGAAGUAAACCAAACACAAUACCUAACAAUGAACUGGUGACUCGCUAUCCCAGUAAACCAAACACAAUACCUAACAAUGAACUGGUGACUCGCUAUCCCAGUAAACCAAACACAAAACCUAACAAUGAACUGGUGACUCGCUAUCCCAGUAAACCAAACACAAUACCUAACAAUGAACUGGUGACUCGCUAUCCCAGUAAACCAAACACAAAACCUAUAUCUAACAAUGAACUGGUGACUCGCUAUCCCAGUAAACCAAACACAAAACCUAACAAUGAACUGGUGACUCGCUAUCCCGGUAAACCAAACACAAUACCUAACAAUGAACUGGUGACUCGCUAUCGCGGUAAACCAAACACAAUACCUAACAAUGAACUGGUGACUCGCUAUCCCAGUAAACCAAACACAAUACCUAACAAUGAACUGGUGACUCGCUAUCCCAGUAAACCAAACACAAUACCUAACAAUGAACUGGUGACUCGCUAUCCCAGUAAACCAAACACAAUACCUAACAAUGAACUGGUGACUCGCUAUCCCAGUAAACCAAACACAAUACCUAACAAUGAACUGGUGACUCGCUAUCCCAGUAAACCAAACACAAAACCUAUAUCUAACAAUGAACUGGUGACUCGCUAUCCCAGUAAACCAAACACAAUACCUAACAAUGAACUGGUGACUCGCUAUCCCAGUAAACCAAACACAAAACCUAUAUCUAACAAUGAACUGGUGACUCGCUAUCCCAGUAAACCAAACACAACACCUAACAAUGAACUGGUGACUCGCUAUCCCAGUAAACCAAACACAAUAUCUAACAAUGAACUGGUGACUCGCUAUCCCAGUAAACCAAACACAAUACCUAACAAUGAACUGGUGACUCGCUAUCCCAGUAAACCAAACACAAAACCUAACAAUGAACUGGUGACUCGCUAUCCCAGUAAACCAAACACAAUACCUAACAAUGAACUGGUGACUCGCUAUCCCAGUAAACCAAACACAAUACCUAACAAUGAACUGGUGACUCGCUAUCCCAGUAAACCAAACACAAUACCUAACAAUGAACUGGUGACUCGCUAUCCCAGUAAACCAAAACACAAAACCUAA
This is a messenger RNA of Pecten maximus, 1110 nucleotides long. Its product is annotated as sporozoite surface protein 2-like. NCBI's taxonomy places the organism in Eukaryota, Metazoa, Mollusca, Bivalvia, Pectinida, Pectinidae. The transcript is spliced from 2 exons. The record is from RefSeq and is a predicted model, not a curated record. The coding region runs from base 1 to 1110 and encodes 369 amino acids.